Messenger RNA from Ooceraea biroi (clonal raider ant), 6316 nucleotides. Its product is annotated as receptor-type tyrosine-protein phosphatase S. Gene Ontology annotation, biological process: protein dephosphorylation; motor neuron axon guidance. Gene Ontology annotation, molecular function: protein tyrosine phosphatase activity; protein binding. NCBI's taxonomy places the organism in Eukaryota, Metazoa, Arthropoda, Insecta, Hymenoptera, Formicidae. The record is from RefSeq and is a predicted model, not a curated record.
UUUCAAAUUUAUUUCAACUCUUAAUUUCUUUUACUUCAAAUAGAUACGAUAAAAGUACAAGCUAUUUCUUUUAAAUAAUGCGCGAUUUAAUCGCAAGUAAACCAUUUACAUUAGAUUAAACUCGCGACAACGCGAUUAAAGCCGCUUGUUGCAAACACUGAUCUGGAAGCUUCAAAGUGACAAGGAGAUAUGCGACUUAAAUGUAAUAUCUGUUUCACCACGUAUUAAUUCGCAUUAGUUCCUACUUUGUUUCUAGUUACCUGUUAAUUUUACGAGUGAGACAUACACGUUUGUGUGUGAUAAUGGUGAGAAUAAUGAUGGUAAAAGUGUUAAUGUUCCUUCUAUUCACAAACGAGGUGCUACAUAUUUUUGGAAGAUUGACCGUAAUACGUGUAGCUCAAUCUCAGACAGAGAGAAAAUUGACUUGUGUCUCCGAGGAUGACGGCGCAGCUCUUGUGUGGAACGAUGAGAUAUCAGAAACAUCAAUUAGGGAAUCGAACCCAAUGCGGUUCUACAAUGUAGAUGCAAGGCAAUCAGAUGAAGACAGUAUAGAUUGCAAAAUGGACGAAAACGAUGAUUGUUUGCAAUUCUGGAUUAGAGAAAACUGGAAUUUUACAAAUUCCUUUAAAACACCAUUGGGUCCGGUAUUUGAUCGACGAUGGGAAGAUUUUCAGGAAUAUGAAAACUUUAACAUGGAAUAUGAUCAUGUACUAUUAGAAAAUACAACAGCGUUUUCCUUUUCGGUUCGUGGAGUGUCAAAUAACGAGUUGCAAAUAAUAUUUUGCAAUGGUGACAAUUAUACGAGAGAUUUUUGUUAUUGGAUCAUAAUAGGCACUUGGGGCAAUACGCGAUCCGUUGUACGCAGGUGUCCAAUAGAAGUGCCCAAACUUAGAAUGGAGGCUCAGGACGAGGAGUGCAGGACAGAUAAAGCUCCCUUCUCUCACAACCCACUAUCAUUAACUGAAUGGAGGACUUAUCUCGUUAUGUGGAACAUCACGAAUCGAAGCAUAUCACUUUACGAUCCUAGCAGUGAUAAUGUUUUUAUAAGAUACGAGGAUAUGAAACAGCCGAAAGAAAAAGUGGAAGGUAAACCAGUGACAAACUCAGGCAUUUUUUAUUAUUAUCACAUGUUUAUAGGAAGCGCUGACAUGCUGAUUUACCGAUUUCACAAAUAUUCCUUUCUGCAUACAACCGUCGCAGAUACAAUUUUAACGAGUCCCACUAUAUGUAUACAAUUAUUACUUGGCCUCUGUGUAGAAUGCGAAAUGGACAUAGUAUUAUAUGACAGAACAGGCAAUAUAGAGCUGAAAAGUUUUCUUGUAAAAGGCUCUACGAAAGCUGCAAGUCACGGCUUACCUUCAUGGCAAUUUAUUACAAUAAAACAUUCAACAACUACUUAUGAUAGGGCGACAAUGAAAUUAACAUCUAAACUUAACUCGCGCAGUUCUGAUCCAUUGUGGGCAGUGGCUAAUGUUCGUCAAUGUCCCAGAAGGAAUGUGUCGUUCAGGAAAAGUGUUCUGCUGUCUACUAGAUUAUCUACUUGGUACGAUUGGCCGAACGUGAUGUGUCAAAAAUUAUUUUACGAAAAUUCCUCUGUUGUGAACGCUGCAUCAUAUGUCCAAUCAUAUGUAGAAUUGAAUAACGUAGUAUGUCCUGAAGGCCGAAUUGGACCCAAUUGUUUGCUUUAUUGCGAAAGUGAUGCAUAUAAUUACAAUUGCAAAGAACAUGUAAUUUGUUAUGAAGAAGGUUGUACCUGUCCUCCAGGAUUCAGAGGAGAAAAUUGUGCUUUAUCAUGCGAAAAAAACAGAUACGGUUAUGGCUGCAACCAGAUAUGCGGUUCGUGCAGCAAAUAUCGAAUGACUUCAUCACCUGAUACAUGUAAUAAACUAACUGGAGCGUGUACUGCUGGAUGCACUUAUGAUGAAUAUACACUUUAUAUACCACCUUUAUGUAAAAUGUGUAAGCGAAAAAUAAUUCGGAGAUUGCCUUUUAUUGAUUUGCUUAAAGAUAUGUACAAGCCCGAACCACCCAAAAUUGACACUGUAGGUAAUACAACUAUACAGGUCAACGUUCCUGUAGAAUGGAAGGAUGAAUACAAAGGAUUACUAGAGUAUGCUUUUAUCAUUUCGUCAAGUACAGGUAAUACUAAUUACACUGGUUGGAAGCGAGUAUUUCAGAAUAUGACAGAGUUGACGGAACGUUUUACAAAUUUAGAAUCCGGUGUCAUUUAUAACAUUGCAUGUAUAUUUCGUGUUUGUAACCAGUAUGAUAACAUGUGUAGUAACUAUAUACAGAGUAAUUGGCGAACGGCGGAGACUGUUUGCAAUCGAACCGACUUUGUGUUGGAAUCUGAAGAACAUAGCUUGUUAAUUGAUUGGAAACUCGACCCAAAGCAACCGUUUCCAUGUCCGGCGACUUGGUAUCGAAUAAUAGUACAAGUUAUAGGCAAAAGAACACCAUUGUUAAAUACAACAGUUAAUCACUUUCCGUAUAAAGUGUCGCAGAAAUUGCCAUCUUAUACUUCCUUUACGGUAACCAUAGUUCACGAAGCUAAAAUAAUAUUUUCCGACGACAUUCGUACACUCGAAGAAGCUCCAUCGAUUGUGUUAAAUGCUAGAAGCCUAAAUGCAUUUGAUAGGAACGUUACUUUGGUAUGGAAACCUCCAAGGGAACCAAAUGGAAUGAUAAAGAAGUAUGAAGUGACAUUACAGGUUAUGCAAUAUUAUGGCUGCAAAGAUUCUGUAUUUAAUCUAAAUAAUGCCAAAACUACAUAUUCGACAAGCAAUACAACAAUCUUAAUCCAAAAUUUGCAUCCGUUUGCAUUGUAUGAAGCAAUGCCUGUAGCUCACAACGCACAACGUAGCAGCGACCCCGUAUCGAUACCGUUUAGAACCAAAGAAUCUGAUAUAGCAACAGAAGUAUUCAGCCAGAUAAAUGUACAGGAUUGGAAAUUAACAUGGGGAUUACCUGACGACUGCACCACUAUUACGGGAUCAUUAUAUGCUAGAAUAAAAAUACGCACUAUUAACGACGAAAACUUCCCCAUAGUAAAACAAACAGAAUAUAAUUCUCUUUCUUUAAAGUACCAAACAAAUGUAUUAGGUGGGGAGCAAUAUGUAGCAAGAGUGUAUGUAAUAAGAAAGGCUAAUGCUGAAGAGAACUCUUCCGCUUAUCAAGAAAUUGAGUUUACAACUCCACCUGGAAUUCCGCCCCAGGUAACCAAUCUGGAAGUCUACGAGACUGAUACUCGUGAAGAUCAAAAAGUCGUAUAUUUGAGAUGGCAGGAGCCAAUUCCACCUCUCAACGGAACAUUACGUAGUUAUAGCAUCCUAUUAUGUAACACACAUGAAUGCUCUUCUACAGAAGUUCCAUUGACUAAUAUCUGCAAAUUAUGGAAUGAUUACGUUUGCGGAUCUGUUAAAUUUAAAAUCAAGAAUCUUACAAUUGCAGUUGUCGCACAUAAUCAGGAUGUUCGUGAUCCAGGUCCUCGGUUUACAGUAUCUAAGGAAGAGCUUAAUAAUCAAAUUCCAGAAGAACCUGCUAAUUUCACUGUACUACCUCAUAAUAAAGGCAUUGUAGAUUUAUACUGGAAGCAUCCUUGGAAAACGGGUAGCCGUCUCGAUCAUUUCUAUAUCAUGAUAAUACCGCUUUCCACAAAUCUGGUAAAGUUUCUGGAAAGAAAUUGGCGAACUUAUAAUUCGUCCAUUAAUGUUACGGUGGCAAAUUAUAUGCGCGAAUAUACGAAACGAUUAUACCUGCACCCUUCAACGCAAUACCACAUCUUCAUUAAAGCUGUAACAGUUUUGGGGAUGUCUAGCACAGUAAAAUACAAAGAAUUCAAAACACCUUCCAGCUUAAAGUUCAGCGGUCCUCUAAAAUAUGUAAUGCACGAUUCAAUGAUUUCAUUAAAUAUUCCGCAUAUUGUAAACUAUACAAAGGACAGCACAAUACACGUCAUAGUAAAAGGACCAUUGGGACCCAAUGGUUGCAAAGGAUAUUUGAGAGUACCUGAAGAUCUGCAAGCUAUAGCAGACAUAGAUGUGUCCCAUGUCGCUUGGGAAGCCGCUGAAAUUUCGAGUCAACAAAAUCUUAACAAACCAUUUACGAUCGGCAACAAUAAAAUGUAUGGCAGAGCCAAGAAUUGCCAAUUGCAACCUAAGGAAUCGUACGACAUAACGGUUAUUGUAACUGAGAAUAAUGAAAAUUCACUUAUUGAUCCGAUCAUGCUCAAAAUAACAGUUCUCAACGAUGAGAUUUCACCACGGCCACGUCACGAAGCAUGGCUCAUACCUGUAAUAUUAAUUCUCAUCAUGGCAGCCGUGUUACUGUAUUUGUACCGCAGGAAAAGGCAGACAGCGAUUAAAUUAAUGCUGCAUACCGACAUACCCUUAUCUCAUAACAUCGAGAAUUAUGAGCAUGAAAGACAUUCUGUAAUAUCAAAUUCGGAACAGAGUCUCUCAACUCUUUCCGACAGGCAAUCGCGAGUAACUUCAUAUCAUCAUUAUGAAGAGAUAAAGGAAAUAACAUGGAUAGUGAAAGUAAAAGAUUUCGACACUUUUGUUAAACAGGCAAUAGAAACAGGAUUGCUGAAUCAGCAAUGCGAGAAGUUACCAAAACGACACACUCAAUCAUGUGUUUAUGGUAAGCUUCCACAGAAUAUAAUAAAAAAUCGAUGCGAGAAUCUUGUUCCAAAUGACGAUACGCGCGUUGUGCUGAAGCAACUUCCGAGCGAUCCUCAUUCCGAUUAUAUCAAUGCCAAUUACAUCACCGGCUAUAGGAAGAAGAAACAUUACAUAGCCACUCAAGGGCCCAAACCCAACACGGUUAUCGAUUUCUGGCGCAUGAUUUGGCAAGAGAAUGUUCUAAUUAUUUGUAUGCUGACAAACGUAAUUGAAAAUGGAAAGACUAAGUGCGAGCAAUAUUGGCCAGAUAUCGGCAAUAAGAAGAAAUACGGCAAUAUUAUUGUGCUGAAUGCGAAGCAACAUGUCACAGCCGAUUAUUGCUUCAGAACUUUCCAAAUCACUUACGGAAGAGAAACGCGGAAGGUGGAACAUCUGCAUUAUACGGCUUGGCCGGAUCGUGGUGUACCAUGGUACACACACUCCAUAGUAACGUAUCUAAAAAAAUUAUUGGCAACUCCACCUGGUAAUGGCUCCGUGAUAGUCCAUUGUAGUACAGGCGUCGGCAGAACCGGAGUCAUCAUUCUGUGCGACAUUUGUCUCCGUCAAGCAGCGGCCGAAGGAGUGGUCGACAUUUUUGCCAAAACGGUAUCCAUUAAAAGCGAGAGAGCUAAUAUAAUUCACAGUAAGCAACAGUACUUAUUAGCACAUUUGGUGUUGAUGGAAUGUUUACUUUCCAUGCCGACCACGUUACCGUGCAAUAAGAUGUUGUCAAAGCAAAUCCAAGAAUUGAAAAAACAAUUACCAGAGCAACAACAAAGAUUACAAAAUACUGCAUGGCAAGACGAAGCUCUGCAACCGAUCCCGUUGGCACCGCCAUUGUCGGAGUGUAAUCGUAAAAAGAACAGAUUUCCGGAAUUGAUUUCAGAUAAGAUCAGCAGAAUAUAUUUGACGAGAUAUCCAGCAUCAGACGAGGACAGCGAUUAUCUAUCUGCUGUUUACGUAGACGGAGUAAAACUUCAGAAACAAUAUUUAGCCACCCAACUGCCCAUGCCAUCAACUAUUAGUGAUUUUUGGCGUAUGGUUGCCGAAUUCAAAGUGGAACUCAUUCUCAUGCUGCAGUUGCCUGACCCUCAAGAUCUUACUUGCUGUGGAAUCGCUCCUGCGAGCGGCGAGUUUAAACCAACGCCAUAUUUAAACAUUACAGUGAAGGAAAUUGUAGAACUGAAGUAUCAUACAUCACAAAAAUUGUUACUCGUUGAUAAUUCCGAGAAACCAUCGAGGGAUCGAUCCGUGACUAUACUCCGUCUUACAGAAUGGGAACCCGGAAGGAAUCAACCACCGCCAUCGGUCAUAACGAUGGUGAUGUUUUGGCAAGCCGCAGAAAGAAUUGCAAGAGGCGACGGACCUACUGUCACAAUUUGCCAUGACGGAGUAACUGGAUGCGGUCUCUAUUUAGCGUUGAGUUUUCUGCUAGAACGAAUGGCGGUUGAGAAAGAAUUCGAUGUUUAUUCAGCAGUACGUGCAGUUCGACGAUCAAGACCGGAUUUUGUCGAAUCAUUGGAACAUUUGGAAUAUCUGUAUAAUGCCGCAGUAGCAUAUUUGGAGCACUUCAAACCUUAUGCGAAUUUUUCAUGAAUAAUUUUAAAUAAGUUGCUCAUAUGAGACAAUAAUAUAAUAUUAAUAUAUAUUAAUAA